Messenger RNA from Acanthosepion pharaonis, 762 nucleotides. The record is from the annotation of a GenBank genome assembly. NCBI's taxonomy places the organism in Eukaryota, Metazoa, Mollusca, Cephalopoda, Sepiida, Sepiidae.
AUGUUCCAAGAAUUACCUAAAUUAUCUGACCGUUAUCAAGCAGCAAAAGAUGCAGGGUUUCGCUAUGUUGAAUGUACGUUUCCCUACGACGAGCCGGUCGAAGUGUUAAAAGCAGCCAAAGAAAAGGCAGGGGUCGAACAAGUUUUGAUUAACUCGUGGCCAGGUGACCAGAGCCAGGGUCAGCUUGGUUUAGCAACACUUUCUUCAAAACAAAAGGAAUUUUGUGAUAAACUGGAGCUGACCAUUGACUAUGCAAAAGCCCUUUCUUGUAAAAAAGUGCAUAUUAUGUCUGGAAAGCAUCCAAAGGUUCCUGAUAAAGCAACAGAAGAAACUUACCUGCAAAACAUAGAAUAUGCAGCCAACCGACUCCAGCAGGAAGACAUUCUUGGAUUGAUUGAAGCAGUAAAUUCAAAGAUCAGUGUCCCUAAUUACUUUUUGGAUAAUCCAAGCAAAGCGUUUGAAUAUGUGCAGAAAAUCAAUCACCCAAAUCUGAAGAUGCAAUUUGAUAUAUUUCAUGUACAAAUCAUGAAUGGUAAUUUGACUGCCAAUCUCAAGAACUGGUUCCCAGCCAUAGGUCAUAUCCAGAUUGCCCAAGCUCCUGAUCGAGGAGAACCACACUCUGAUGGUGAAAUCAACUAUGGUUAUAUUUUUAAACUGCUUGAAUCCUUACAAUAUGAUGGCUUCAUUGGACUAGAAUAUAAACCCACAGGUAGAACUACUGAUGGCUUGACCUGGAUUAAGCAGUUUGGAUUGCAAUUAUAA